This is a messenger RNA of Schistocerca cancellata (South American locust), 8408 nucleotides long. Its product is annotated as DENN domain-containing protein 1A-like. The transcript is spliced from 14 exons. The record is from RefSeq and is a predicted model, not a curated record. Lineage: Eukaryota; Metazoa; Arthropoda; Insecta; Orthoptera; Acrididae. Gene Ontology annotation, cellular component: intracellular membrane-bounded organelle; cytosol. Gene Ontology annotation, biological process: endocytic recycling; endocytosis. Gene Ontology annotation, molecular function: guanyl-nucleotide exchange factor activity; phosphatidylinositol phosphate binding. Bases 124 to 2871 code for a protein of 915 amino acids.
AGUCAGGCAUCUUUGAGCAAAAUGGGGGUGAAGAGUGUUUUCUGCAUGUGAUGGGAGUAUGUUGAUUAACAAAUGUACCUUGUCCAGCAGAAUGAGUGCGGAAUUUACUCAGCCUAACACACGAUGGGUUCACGAAUAAGGGACAACAUCAAACAUUUGUUCCAGUGUUUCUGUGAAGUAGUUGCACCAAGAGGUGACAAAGAAGCAUGGAUAAUACAAAAGUUUCCUGACAGCUACAGAGAUGAAGAAGUGUUGAAAUCUGUUCCCAAGUUUGCAUACCCAUGUGAAUUUCGAAACACUGUUGUUCAACACUACUCAUUUGUUCUUACAAGCAUAGACUCAAAAUGGACAUUUGGCUUUUGUCGUCAUGAUCCAAAAACAGAGACUGCACUUGUGAUAUUAAGCUUUUUACCAUGGCAUGAAUCAUUUUAUAAAUUACUAAAUCAUGUAGCAGAAAUAACUCACAAUUCUAACACAGAAGAGCUGUACAGAUUUUUAAAUGCAGUUUAUGAGGGUAAUGUACCUGAACCAGGGACUGUUAUGCAGGUGCCUUUUAAUAAUGGUGAAAGUAUUUUCAUCUGUAAGUGCCCAAACCAGUUUCAGCUGCCCAGUAUUCCAGAAAAUAGAAAUUUGACAGAAUACUACAGUGCUGUCGAUGGGCACAAUAUGAUGGUUAUAUUUGCCUCUAUGCUAUAUGAGCGUCGUAUCAUUUUCACUUCAAAAAAAUUAUCAAGACUGAGUGCCUGCGUGCAGUCUGCAAAUGCUGUGAUCUACCCAAUGAAUUGGCAACACAUAUUUAUCCCAGUUCUUCCAAUGGCACUAAUGGACUAUUUAUUUGCUCCAAUGCCUUACUUGAUUGGUGUACCUGAGCCAGUGUUGCAGCGUGUCAAAAGAAGUGAUCUUGGUGAAGUUAUUAUAUUGGAUGCUGACAGUAAUACUGUGGAGACACCUUUUGAAGACCUUGAGUCUCUCCCUGCUGAUGUGGUAAAUUCUUUAAAGAGGCAACUACGAAACCGAGCUGCUCUGUUGGGUGAUGGUGUGUCUCGAGCGUUCUUAAAAGCUCUUGUCCAGUUAAUCGGUGGCUAUAGAGAUGCAUUAAAGUUUCAGCAAGGCCAGAAAAUAACAUUUGAUCCUGAAGCAUUUAUUGAGUCUCGGCCAAUGAGUAUGCAACCAUUUUUGAGGAAGAUGUUACAGCUUCAGAUAUUUCAGCAGUUCAUAGAAGAAAGACUUGAUAUGCUCAACAGUGGCCUUGGAUUUUCUGAUGAAUUUGAAAUGGAAGCGUGUAAUUAUUCUGGGAAGUCAAGUUCAAAACUGAAGCAGCAGUACAAAGAUUGGACAUCAACAAUGAAAAAAGAAGGAACUGCCUUUUUCAAGACUGUCAAGAGCAAGGCCAAUCCAGCUAUGAAGUCAGCAGUGAAGACUGUAAGGGAACGAGGGAAAGAAGUUCGUACAGCAUACAAGGGAAUACGGUCAAAAUGGCGAGAUAGUCAGCCUCGUGACAGUUCCAGCAGUCAUGAAGGAGUUGAGUAUACAGAAGAAAGUAAUGGUAAACCCCGUUCAGCACCAACAUCACCAAUUAACAAGAGACGCCAGACAGUGCCAGGUUCCAAAGUUAAAGCCACUGUGUCCUAUAGAAGAGAAAGUAACUUGCAGAGGAAAAGGCCUCCAAGUGGAAACAGGACAAAACCGUACUGUGCUCUGAGCCCACUUUCUGACCAGAGUCCUUCUGAAGGAGGGCCAUCAGAAUUGAGCACCAGCCCACCAGCACAAGAUUUGACACCACUGGAUAUGAAUCUGAUGGGGGAUCUCCAAGACAUUUUCAAAAAGUGUUCAGCCCUAACAGAUGUGACUGACGAUGUUUCCCCUCCAGUGGACAGAACAUUGAAGCCUGUACGAAGCCUUGAAAGUUUCAAGCACUCACCAGGAAGUGGCACAGAUUUGCUUUCAGUUCCUGUUCCCUUACCAAAGAAUCGCCCACCAGUCCAAAUAGUACCACAAGCUAUAACCCCAGUGUCCUCCUGCACUAGCAGUAAUUCAUCAUCACCAGAGAAAACCUCUCCAGGCAACCAUAUUUCACUGCUUCCUAAUACUGCUUGUACUUCAACUUUUGAUGGUAUUGGCUGUGAUUUAUUUGGUGCCACACCAUUUAUCAUAAAUGAUUCCGCACAUGAAGACUCACUGUUUGUAGUGGCUUCCACAUCUUCCAUAGAUAUGGUCAGGCUGCCUCCUCCAGCACAAACAUUCCGGAAUAAAAAGCCUGGAGCAGAAGCUGAUCUUAUACGUCUGGACUCUACACCCAGUGAUGAAGAUUUUGAUCCUCUGUUAUCAAGAGACCAAGGAGGUGAUAAUGGAAUUUCUUCAAGUGCUGGGAAUUUCCAACCAUCUUCACAGAAACAUAUCGCUCUUGAAGGCCUAACUAACCCUUUAUAUCCUUAUUUUGUUCCAUCAACGAUGGAGAAAAGUCCUGUCCUUGAAAGUACACCACCACCAGCUGGGAACAGAAGCUUUCUUUAUUCAGCAUCAACAGCACAUCUUUUAGCUGCUAACAGACUGCAGACAGGUCAAAGCACAUUUUUCUCAGCAGAUCCUAAAAAUAUUCAAAAGACAACAAACUGUACUUUCAGUGCCCCCAGCCCAUCGUCAAAGACUUUCUCUCAAACAUCUGUCUCUGGAGCAGUAACAAGCAGUCAAGAUCUAGAUUUACUAAGAGAGUAUGGUUUAGAUUUCAAUAACUUAAGCAUUCAGAAUGGCAACACAAAGCCUAAUUCAUCAAGUAAUGUACAGCAAUCAAAUAAUAUAUUUGAAAAUUUGGUUGAUCUUAGUGAUGCCACGUUAAAGAAAUCACAGACUCAAUGGACAAAAUUUGAUUAAAUCAAAUGGUGAGGCCUGAAUGUAUAUAUUAUAUAUUGCUCACUGGCCAGUGCAUUAUUAAUAAAAUGCUGGUAAACUUGCAAAAUGAGGGAUGAAGUAGUAUAUUUGUUAUGCGUGACUGAAUGAGGGAAUGAGUGAAAUUGCGCACACUUAUGCUAUACACAAGAAUCCUACUUUUUUUUAAAUUAAGGUGUCUUUAAUAAAAUAUUUAAAAAAAUAUUUAAAAUUGUGUGUGUGUGUGUGUGUGUGUGUGUGUGUGUGUGUGUGUGUGUGUGUGUGUGUGUGUGUGUGUGUGUGCAGUUGCGUCUCAAGGUUGGCAGCAGAAAGCAGAUGAUAAAGGCAACAUGUGAAUAAACUUGCUCUGCCCUGCCCCAUUUGGAAAAAAAUGUUAUUCUGGUGUUUCAUUAUUUCUGCCUAAGAUAUAAAGUUACAGUUGAAAUGUUAAAAGUUGUCAGUUGUCAUGUUGAACUGUAUAUUAAUGUUUGAACUGUUCUUUUGCAAAUAGUGCUGUAUUUGCAAUGAUUUUGAACUGAAAGAGCAUUAUACAUAUAAAAGCUAGUCAUCUGAAAAUAUUUUAAUGUGCAUAAACUUACUGAAAAAACUUAUUUGUGUCAUAUCAUUCAUUAAAUUAUUACACUGUAACUUGGAGCUGUGUUUCUUCUUUGGCCUAUCAACACUGCUGUGCAAAAAAGUUUGUAAAUAAUUGACUUCAUCACUGAAAAUUGUCCAAGUGCAUCAUAGGAUGUCGGAUGUAUUAUGUGAGUACACUGCAAAAUAAAAACAGGAACCUUUUAUGACUUAAAUACUAACAAUAUGCAGUUUAAGCAUCACACAUCACAUUUAAAUUCAAAAUUUGCGUUACAAGUACACCACAUCACUGCUAGUAUGUAGUUUGGACUAACAUAUUGUAGAAUGAGGGGAGGAUACAUUCAUCUGAGAUGUGAAGGAAUUAAUGACACACUUGUAUAACUUCUUAUCAAAAUAUCUCUUAGUCAGAUUCCAUUCAUUUACAGAUGAGGAAAUGAGAUAAAGUGGAAUGAAUGCAUCACAGAAGUAAUGUCCAUAGUGAGUAUGUUUUUGUUUAUAGUACUUUCUUGGAUUCCAUUCUACCACUAGCUGUGAAAUAAGUUGUGUCGCAAACAGUGUAUGGCAACAGGACAUCUGUUGAUCUUGUUAACAUAAGCCAAUGUAGACAGUGAAGAAAAAAACAGCAAUCAGUCACAAAAUCCAUAAUUUUAUUACAGCAGAUAAAUUUCAGCUAUGAUAUAGUCAUCUUCAGUGCAUAUAACAACAGUUGACAUUAAUCCAUAGUGUUAGUUGGUUGCUGUAGAGCAACGGGAGUCUAACAUGAACUCAUGUUAGACUCCUGUACACUCUACCCCAACCAAUACUGUUUACUACAUGUCACUUUGGAGUAAUGUCAUCUGUUGUUGUAAAUGCACUGAAGACGACUAUGUAAUAGUUAAAAUUUAAAUCUGCUGUAACAAAAUAGAUUUUGCAACCAAUAGCAGUUCUUUUUUCCAUUGUCUAUAUUCAACAGUUGCUGCGCACAACAGGAUCAUAUGGAUUCCAAUCUGGGCAGUUAAUAUAUUCAAGUUAUUUUCAACAAAUAAUUAUGGUUUAUCAGAUGUUGAAACAAAUUCUAGAAUGUCACUGUACUAACACUAAAUUUUAACUGAAUCACACUUUUAUAUGUCAGUAGGACUACCAUGACUGAAGUUUUCAUGGUACUCCUAAAUAAAUGUCAAGGCAGUAACUGAUUCUUUAUUUUGGCGGAAUUUUAGAGAACAAUUCUCCAUACAUAUCCAGAUUUCUUUCUUUCUUGGGGCCUUUGUCCCGCAGCAAUGCAGGGUGAGCCGUGUUACUAUUGAUUUGAUUUGGCAGUGUUAGUUGGAGAGGGUGGCUGGAUGCCCUUCGCCCCCCCCCCCCUCCAGCUGUUUGCAUCUGGUGUAAGCCAUGGAUGGAAUAGUGUGAAUGUUUUCAAAUGUCUGCGAGUCGUGUAACUGAGGUGGAACAUGGGGGUCAGCAUGGUAUUCACCUAGCAGGAUGUGGUAAACUGCCUAAAAACAACAUCCAGGCUGGCCGGCAUACUGCCCCGUCAGUAAUCCGCCAGGCGGAUACGAUCCGGGACCAGUGUGCCUACCCCGAGUCCAAGAAGCAGCGCAUUAGCGCUGCCAGCUACCCUGGCAGUUUCAUACACAUCCAGAUUCAGAUACCGUAUUUACUCGAAUCUAAGCCGCACUCGAAUCUAAGCUGCACCUGAAAAAUGAGACUCGAAAUCAAGGAAAACAAAAAUUCCCGAAUCUAAGCCGCACCUGAAAUUUGAGACUCAAAAUUCAAGGGAAGAGAAAAGUUUUAGGCUGCAUCUCCAAAUCAAAACAAAGUUGGUCCAUUGUAAUAUGAGACAUAAUUUAAGGUUAAAUGAAUGAUGAUACAGCUACAGUAGUUUGGUUCGAGUCAUAAGUUUAGCAGUUAAGCUUUACCAGGUAGCCAUUGCUAUGCGUCGGGUGCUCCGUCCGUAUUUAUAUGGGUACCCGUCCUUUUUCACGUGCUUCGUCUGGUUUGAAUUGAUUGCUUAUUUUUCUUUGAUCAGAUAAGUGCCGUUCUCUUUGUUAUAGGUGUUUAUGUCACUCUAAGCUGAAAAUGCAUUGCUGUACUGUGUCAUGCAUUGUUUGUUGCAUUCCGAUAAUGAGUGUUUACGACCUGUUGCCGCUCGCGGCAUGGCUUGCUUUUGUGCGCGCUACCGCCGCUUACAAUUAAAAAGAGGAAUAGUCUUAUUAGCGAAACAAUGGCUAGAGAAAGCUAUUUGUUGUUACUCACACUGUUGCUUUCUUUGAUAAUGAUCAACAAGAACCAAAUGAAAGAUUGCGUAUGAUAGAUGUUCUGAACGAGAGUUUAGCGAAAAUUUUUCUCCGUUUGAAAAUCUUUGCAGCCGCCUCUUUAGUACAUUACAUUCUGCACAGAAAUUAGUCAUCUUAGAUUUAAAAAUCUAGUCAAUUGCUGUGCUUCAUUUCUGACUGUAUCACUAUUAGGCACAAGAAUAAUAUGAAUAUAAACAUGACAUGAUAUGUGUAUUCUUCCACAUUUGCUGUUGUCUCACUCUAGUCUCAUUCUAGUUUCGUAGUUUAUUAGGCAGACAGGAUUUAAAUGAGAUAGCAGCAAACACAAAAGAAUACAUGACAAAAUGUUUAUAUUCGUAUUAUUCUUAUGGUGAAGAGAAUAGUAGAGUUGGCCAUAUUAACAAACAUCCCAAACAGUCUUGCCAGUCGGAUUUUCGUAGUACAUUGAAAUGCUGCUACAUUCGAUGAUGAACAAUACAGAAUUUGUAUUUACUUCGUUGGAUAGUGUAUGAAAAUGCAGUGGUCGAAACUCGGGGCGGAGAAAAAAGCUCGUCUUCCACCUUUUUUUUUUUUAAUUUAUUUACUGAAGCAGAGGUUUUGGCGCCAGUAUUUAUCUUUGUGCCUGCAAAGCAUGCCUGUGUAGCACUACAUAUAUUCGACGGCAGAAGUUAAUUGGUGCCAAGAAAUUGGUGGAGGAUGACCUGAUGCAGGGUAUAAGAAAUCGUUAUCAUUAUUUAGCAUACAAAUGUGAGGAAUGUUACCCACAGGUACACAUUACUGAAGUUAAGCUCUCAUUAUCUGUCUCUCUGCCUUCAUGCCUUCGUACACUUGAACUCAAAAACAAGAUAGUCAUGAACUAAAAAUAAAAUAGACAUUUGGAUAUAAAGUCUUACUUUAAAAUCAGCAACAUUGACACUCUGUUUUACUCGCCAAAGUGCUGCCUUUUCUGUUUUGGUAACGCUGUAGCAUCUACUUACUGUUACACCAACAGCCAGUACACUGGCUUGUUCUGUAAAGAAGUGCACGGUUCCAACUGACUGCACUGAACCAUCAGAUGUUCCACAGUAUUCUUGAGAUGUCACAGGGAACAUUGCCCACUGUUAUCUAUGCAAACUUUUCAAUUACAUCAUACCAUUGCUAAAUUUAAAAAAAAAAAAAAAAAAAAAAAAAAAAAAAAAAAAAAAAAAAAAAAAAAAAAAAAACAUGAAUCCACUCUUCCAUUUGUAGAUUAAGUGCAUUAUCAAAUCUGUCUCGAUGAAUUGAUAUUUCUAGUUCUUCAAGUAGGUCAAGCUUGCUUCCCUUUUUUGCUGCACGCACCAUCUCUAAAUCCUCUUCAGUGGCCUUUUCAUAUAUGUGUUUGGCUAUUACAGAUUUACCAUAAUUACCCAGUCUGAAACUGAAGAGGUGAGCAUUUUACGGAGAUGGCAAUGUCUUCUUCAUGUCCCUUGCAACAUUUCUGGAAUACUGUGGAACAGUUGAUGGUUCAGUGAGAGACCAAAUACUUGUUUACAGAACAAUCCAGUGUACAAGUGGCUCCUGUCAUGUUAAGCAAAUGCGACUGGUGUUAACACUAUAGAAAAAGGGAUGCUUUGGUGAAUAGGAAGUUGUAUGAAGAACCAAAACAAGUAUCAGCCACUGCCAAUUUUAAAGUAAGACAUGGACUUUAUGUCCAAAUAUCUUUAUUUUAUUUCAUGUAUUUUGUGCCUUUUUAAGUGUGUGUGUGUGUGUGUGUGUGUGUGUGUGUGUGUGUGUGUGUGUGUGAAGAAUGGGGCUUGUGGAUAAAAUUUCCCACAAUUGUGUGCAGAUAACAUUUCUUGCAACUUUUUGUUGUAUGCUUGAUCAGUGUUCUGCACCCUUUUAUUACUCACAAUACACACAGAAGCGUCUAGACUCACCACGGCAUACCAAAAUGUCUGUUUCCUAAAAAUCAUAUGAAUAUUAACACAAUUACAAAUUAUUAUGUUGUUAUGUAUUCAUUUGUUAUUAUUAUAAAACAUAAGUAGACUCAACCCAUGACUCAUGCAUUUAUUAACAACUUAUUAACUUUAAUUCACUGUAGAAAACAGAUAUUUCUAAUAUAAUAUACUCAUAUCUUCACUGCGAUACUUGAGCCUGUUUCGCUGCACUCAGACACUUGAUUUAUCAUGGAAUCAUUGACAAAGCAGGCCCCCGGUUCUUCAUCGAUGAAUUUCAAUCAAUGUCAAGAAGCCAGUUCACAUAAAUAUCUAGUUGAAAAUAGUAAUAUUACAUUAACUGCCACCUCAGAAAUAGCUAGGUAUUCACUGCUUAUUCACAACCAAAUAUGCAAAGGUACUUCAAAAAAUUUUGAUUUCAGUGUCCUCUAAGCUUUCAAAUCUACCAGUUCCUGUUGAAAGCUCUCAGUAUCAUACCUUUUUGUUUUUUUCUCGUUAUUAAUUUGUAUGAACAUUUUCUUUUUCUUUUUAGUAACAAGAAAUUUGUACAUUGCUGCAGAAGACGGCAAAGAUAGGCUCUUAAAAUUAUCUUUGUAACAGAAGAGCAAUGUCCAGGGAAUAUUAAUUUUUUUAACAACUUUUGUUUCAAGCCCACUUGGGAGUACUUAUAUUUAAGAUCUCACAUAAAAAGGACAUGUAAUUUUUACUCGUGUGUCAACAAUGUGUGUAGUAAAUGCUAUGUGUAUAUAAAAAUGCAAGAAAAAAUAUAUAUAUCAAAAAUCAA